Molecule: messenger RNA, 1910 nt
Organism: Daphnia carinata
Lineage: Eukaryota; Metazoa; Arthropoda; Branchiopoda; Diplostraca; Daphniidae
Product: mitochondrial fission regulator 2-like
Exons: 6
Coding region: 278-1573 (431 amino acids)
Biological process (GO): aerobic respiration; mitochondrial fission
Cellular component (GO): mitochondrion
Source: RefSeq, a predicted model, not a curated record
AUUGUGAAUUGCAUAGGUUGCUUACACAGUUACGCUAGACUAACCCAUAUUAUCAGGACGAAAGUAGUUGCUCUCGUCACCGAACUAAUACUGUCUAUAUUUUGAAGUAUGUAGCCUCAAUUAUAGGGAAAAUCCAGUUAGUCUUCAGUCGCUUUUUAAAAUUCCCUUAGUUAAAACCCCAAGUUGAAGCGUUUUCCUUUGUUGAUUAUUUCGUUGUCAAAUCGGCGACUUUCUUUUCUGUUAAAUUUCCUUGGUUGCCAUAAAAGAAAGCAAAAUAAUGGAUCACUUGAUGAGAACAGUCAUUGAUGUUUUACAAGAACUACGCAUAGAUUUACAGGAUUUUGCAUGGCUCAUUGCUCAGCAACUUAGGAUGGAUGCCAUGUUAAUGAAUGCAUCUGACCAGAUUAUUUUCAUUUUUCAAAGUGGAGAUGCUGGGAGUCAAAGGAGCUUUAUUAGAAAAUUAGCCUGCAGACUCCCUAUUAAACCCUCUCCUCGUGUGCGUUUCACAAUUGUGAAUUCAGAUGAUUCAUCAAGUUUUGACUGGGAUGGACACUCUGUAGUAGAUGAGGGCUUAGCUGCUAUUCCUAUUUUAGACAACAACAGCAAAAUUGACUUCUGGAAGAAAAAAAUGAAACCCAAAUCGUCAUCAUCAAUUGCAGAUUCUGAAGUUAUUCCAUAUGAGGAAGAUGCCCCUUCUGUUAGAUCAGCAUCACCACCAAGUGUUUGUGCUGAUUCCCUAUACAGUUCACAAAGCACUGUUGACACAGUUGCUAUGACCAAAAUAACUGCCCUUGAGGAUGAACUAUCUCGUUUGAGAGAGCAAAUUGCCAAAAUAGUUAAUGUUGCUACCAACAAACCUGGAACAUCAGACUAUGGAAGCCUGCCUGCAACCCCCAUUCCACCACCUCCUCCCUUCGUGCUUUCUGGACCGCCUCCACCUCCUCCGCCGCCAUCCUCAAUGCUCUUUGGACCACCACCUACCCCAAUGUCUACGGGUAUCCUUCCCCCUCCUCCUCCUCCUCUUCCUUCUACCUUUAACGGAACUGCCAACGAGACGCCAAACAGGAAGUUGUCUUUAGCCGAGUCAUUGCAAUCAAAGAGCUUAAAAGCAACAGAUAAAGUGGACAGAAAAUCCCGAGCCAUGUCAGUACCAUCCAUGACCGAUGUUCUUAAAGACAUGGGCAAGGUUAAACUGAAGAAAGUGGACAGGUACGAUUCAAAGUCGACGAAUGCAACCCCUGUCAGAAGAAGGCCAGAUAAAGACGACAUUGACCCUUCAACCAUGAUUGCUCUUGCUUUGCGAAAACGGUUUGCCCAGAUGAAUCAAAUCAAUGAUUCUCCAGAGCGUGAAAGCCGCGAAGAUCGUGAAGAUUCUUUCUCCGAAUCCAAUGACUAUCUGUUUAAUUCACCCGUUGCCCCUAAGCCAACGGCUUCUAAACCUAAAGCUCCAGCCAGUCCGAGAAAGCUCUUUGUCUAUACACGUCCAGAAGCCGUUCAAUCUGACAAAGAAAAUGGAACUAUUCAGCAGCCCUUUGGCCAACAUAUGUUAAGAAAAACUGGUCAAAGGAGUUGAUGGCUGUGAUUGGGCGAAUCUGUAUAAAUAUCAGAUCUAUUGCGUCUUCCAACAAAGUUACAGCUUUGAAAAAAAAAAAAAGGUUCCUUUACUGACGAAUUUUCUUAUGCUUUCUGGAUCUGGGAUUAAGAAUGAAUACCAGUUGAUUAACAUCUUGGGGCAGGAGCUAGGGUCUAGUCUGUCUGGCGUACGAACAUUCGAUUUUGUCUAUUGUCUUCUAAAAGGUUAUAACGUUUAAAAUCUUUCUUCUUUUUUUCACAAUGUGGACUCGUGUUAAAAUAAUAAAAAAAAUUGACCAAUAUUCGGCCAAUUCGCAAAAUUGGCAUGAAACAUGUAA